Messenger RNA from Drosophila novamexicana, 5777 nucleotides. RefSeq names its product bifunctional glutamate/proline--tRNA ligase (gene GluProRS). The transcript has 6 exons. Gene Ontology annotation, molecular function: glutamate-tRNA ligase activity; ATP binding; proline-tRNA ligase activity. Gene Ontology annotation, biological process: glutamyl-tRNA aminoacylation; prolyl-tRNA aminoacylation; translation. NCBI's taxonomy places the organism in Eukaryota, Metazoa, Arthropoda, Insecta, Diptera, Drosophilidae. Bases 90 to 5192 code for a protein of 1700 amino acids. The record is from RefSeq and is a predicted model, not a curated record. Gene Ontology annotation, cellular component: cytoplasm; aminoacyl-tRNA synthetase multienzyme complex.
UUGUGGCAGCUUGCCGUGCACUUGCAUAUAAGUCGAACAAUUUCAUAAUUUGAGUUUAGUUUGCAAACGAAUAUACGAAUAUAGGCAAAAUGUCUAUUAAACUAAAGGCAAACGUUAACAAUCCACCCAUAAGCGGUUUGGCAACGGCGCAUUUGAUCAACUCAUCGGUGCCCGUGGAAAUUGUUUGGAGCAAGGAAACCUCGUUGCAGUUCCCGGACAACCGCCUCCUGGUUUGCCACUCGAACAACGACGUGCUGCGCGCGCUGGCACGUGCUGCACCCGAUCACAAGCUAUAUGGCGAGACGGCGAUUGAGCGCACACAGAUCGAUCACUGGCUGUCGUUCUCGCUCACCUGCGAGGAUGACAUAUCGUGGGCCAUGUCCUUCCUGGACAAGUCCAUUGCGCCCGUUACGUAUUUGGUUGCCAAUAAGCUGACCAUUGCCGACUUUGCCCUGUUCAAUGAAAUGCACUCGCGCUACGAGUUCCUCUCCGCCAAGGGCAUACCACAGCACGUGCAGCGCUGGUAUGAUCUGAUCAGUGCCCAGCCCCUGAUACAGAAGGUAUUGCAAUCCCUACCGGAGGAGGCGCGCGUCAAGCGUAGCACCAAUGAGCCCGCGGCAAAGAGCGGCGAGCGCAAGCAGGAGGGCAAAUUUGUCGAACUGCCGGGCGCUGAGAUGGGCAAGGUUGUAGUACGCUUCCCGCCGGAGGCUUCUGGUUAUUUGCACAUUGGACACGCAAAGGCGGCGCUGCUCAAUCAAUACUACGCCCUGGCCUUCCAGGGUAAACUGAUAAUGCGUUUCGACGACACCAAUCCUGCCAAAGAGACUGUAGAAUUCGAGAAUGUCAUACUCGGGGAUCUGGAGCUGUUGCAGAUCAAGCCGGACGUCUUCACGCACACCUCCAACUACUUUGAUCUCAUGCUUGAAUACUGCGUACAAAUGUUGAAGGAGGGCAAGGCCUACGUGGACGAUACGCCGCCCGAGCAAAUGAAGCUGGAACGUGAACAGCGCGUCGAGUCCGCGAAUCGUUCCAACUCUGUUGACAAGAAUCUGUCGCUGUGGCAGCAGAUGCUGCAGGGCACCGAGGCUGGCCAAAAGUGCUGUGUGCGCGCCAAGAUUGACAUGUCCUCGCCCAACGGUUGCAUGCGUGAUCCGACCAUAUAUCGCUGCAAGAACGAGCCCCAUCCGCGCACAGGCACCAAAUACAAGGUCUACCCUACCUAUGACUUUGCCUGCCCUAUUGUGGAUGCCAUUGAGAAUGUGACGCACACACUGCGCACCAUGGAGUACCACGACCGAGACGAUCAGUUCUAUUGGUUUAUCGAUGCACUUAAGCUGCGCAAGCCUUACAUCUGGGAAUACAGUCGGCUUAAUAUGACGAAUACGGUGCUGUCGAAACGGAAGCUCACCUGGUUUGUGGAAUCGGGCCUGGUGGAUGGCUGGGACGAUCCACGUUUUCCCACGGUGCGCGGCGUCAUACGACGUGGCAUGACGGUCGAGGGGCUCAAGGAGUUCAUCAUUGCCCAGGGUAGCAGCAAAUCGGUGGUCUUUAUGAACUGGGAUAAGAUCUGGGCGUUCAACAAGAAGGUCAUUGAUCCCAUUGCGCCACGUUACACGGCCCUCGAGCACGACAAGCGUAUCAUUGUGAACGUGGCAGGUGCCAAAUUGGAGAAGGUACAGGUGCCUGUGCAUCCCAAGGACGAGAAACUCGGCACAAAGACGGUCACAUUGGGUCCGCGCAUUUACAUUGACUAUGCGGACGCUGAGGCGCUCAAAGAGGGCGAGAACGCGACCUUCAUCAACUGGGGCAAUUUGCUCAUCAAGAAGGUGCACAAGGAUGCCAGCGGCGCCAUCACCUCGGUGGAUGCAGCGCUUAAUUUGGACAACAAGGACUUUAAGAAGACCCUGAAACUCACCUGGCUCGCUGUAGAAGACGAUGCCAGCGCCUAUCCGCCCACGUUUUGCGUCUACUUUGACAACAUCAUCAGCAAAGCGGUCCUGGGCAAGGACGAGGACUUCAAGCAGUACAUCGGCCACAAGACGCGCGACGAAGUCCAGAUGCUCGGCGAUCCCGAGCUCAAGAAAUGCAAAAAGGGCGACAUCAUUCAGCUGCAGCGUCGCGGCUUCUUCAAGGUGGACAACGCAUAUGCCCCGCCCAGUCGCUACACAAAUGUCGCCUCGCCCAUCAUACUCUUCUCCAUACCCGAUGGCCACACAAAGGACAUGCCCUCCUCGGGUCUUAAGGUCAACGCUGCUCUGACGCCGGCUGCCAAAACAAAUGCUGCCAGCAAUAAGACCACGAAUAAUACGGCCGAAUUGGACAAAAAGAUUGGCCAGCAGGGCGAUCUGGUGCGCGAGCUGAAGGCCAAGAAGGCAGCCAAAGACCAAAUCGAUGUUGCAGUCAAGCAACUGCUCAGCCUGAAGGAGGACUACAAGGCAGCUAGCGGCAAGGAUUGGAAGCCAGGACAAGCUGCACCCGCUGCUGCACCUGCCACAGGUGCAACCAAUAACGACGCAGUUGCCGUUAAUGCCAGCAUUGUCAAGCAGGGAGAUCUGGUGCGCGAGCUGAAGAACAAGAAGGCGGCCAAGCCAGAAAUUGACGCAGCUGUCAAGCAAUUGCUGGAGCUGAAGGCUCAGUAUAAGACUCUGACUGGACAGGAUUGGAAGCCAGGCACCGUAGUCGCAACUCCUGCCUCCACUGCAGCCUCCACAGACGUUGCCUCUGUGCUGGCCCAAAUAGCUGCCCAGGGCGACAAGGUGCGCGAUCUGAAGACAGCCAAGGCGGACAAGGCCGCAAUCGAUGCCGCUGUCAAGACGCUACUCAGCUUAAAGGCCGACUACAAGCAGCUCAGCGGCAGCGACUGGAAGCCAGGUACCACAGAGCCUGCCGUCAUCAAGGUUAAGCAGGAAAAGUCACCGGAACCCGUUGCGGCCAGUGCCGUGGCCACAUUGCUGGACAAGAUCGCGCAGCAGGGUGACAAGAUACGACAACUGAAGUCGGCGAAGUCGGAAAAAUCGCUGAUCGACGCCGAGGUAAAGCUGCUCUUGGCUCUGAAGACGGACUACAAAAGUCUGACUGGUCAGGAGUGGAAGCCAGGCACCGUAGCGCCCACGGCUGCAGCAGCUGCACCUGUUGCGACCGUUGACCUGACUGCUGACGACGAGCCCAGCGUUGGCGGCGGCGACAUUGCCAGCAUCUUGGCCAAGAUUCAAGCGCAGGGCGAUAAAAUUCGUCAGCUAAAGUCGGCAAAGGCAGCCAAGGCCACAAUCGAUCCGGAGGUACAAACGCUGCUGGCUCUGAAGGCGGAUUACAAAAAGCUAACGGGCAAGGAUUGGACACCCGACGCCAAGGUCGAGGCUAAAGUGGAGAUGGCCACGUCGGAGAAGGAGCAGCUGACGCUGGACAUUAAUGCGCAGGGCGAAAAGGUGCGCAACGCCAAGGGCAGCAAUGCUGCGAAGGAUGUCAUCGACGAGGAGGUGCGCAAGCUGCUGGCGCUUAAGGCCAAGUACAAGGAGGUUACGGGCACCGAUUUUCCCGUUGCUGGUCGAGCUGGAGGGGGCGGCGGCGGCGCCGUCAAGAAGGCGCCCAAAGAGCCACAGCAGAAGGCGGCAAAGCCAGCCAAGAAAGAAGCGGCAGCUGCUGUUGCUGCCAAACCAGAUGCCGCUGCUGGCGUGAAGAAACAAACCCGUUUGGGUCUGGAGGCGACGAAAGAGGACAAUCUGCCGGAUUGGUACUCGCAGGUGAUAACCAAGGGUGAACUGAUUGAAUACUACGAUGUGUCCGGCUGCUAUAUACUGCGCCAUUGGUCCUUUGCCAUUUGGAAGUGCAUCAGGAACUGGUUCGAUGCGGAGAUCACGCGUAUGGGCGUCAAGGAGUGCUACUUCCCCAUUUUUGUAUCAAAGGCGGCGCUGGAGCGUGAGAAGACCCACAUAGCGGACUUUGCCCCAGAAGUGGCCUGGGUAACCAAGUCGGGUGAUUCCGACUUGGCCGAACCAAUUGCUGUGCGUCCCACCUCGGAAACUGUUAUGUACCCCGCCUAUGCCAAGUGGAUACAAUCCUAUAGAGAUUUGCCCAUCCGCCUCAAUCAGUGGAACAAUGUUGUGCGCUGGGAAUUCAAGCAUCCGCAACCAUUCCUGCGCACACGCGAGUUCCUCUGGCAGGAGGGCCACACGGCGUUCGCCAGUAAGGCCGAGGCCGACAAGGAAGUUCUAGAGAUUUUAGAUUUAUACGCGCAAGUCUAUACGGAUCUGCUGGCCAUACCCGUCGUGAAGGGGCGCAAAACCGAAAAGGAGAAGUUCGCCGGCGGUGACUAUACCACGACAGUGGAGGCAUUCAUUUCGGCCUCGGGCCGUGCCAUUCAGGGUGCGACCAGUCACCACUUGGGCCAGAACUUCUCCAAGAUGUUCGAGAUUGUGUACGAGGAUCCGGAGACGCAGCAGAAGCAGUAUGUCUACCAGAACUCGUGGGGCAUUACCACGCGCACGAUUGGCGUCAUGAUUAUGGUGCAUGCGGAUAAUCAGGGCCUGGUGCUGCCGCCGCAUGUGGCCUGCGUGCAGGCUAUUAUCGUGCCUUGCGGCAUUACGGUGAACACCAAGGACGAUGAGCGCGCCCAGCUGCUGGCGGCUUGUGACAAGCUGGAGAAGCGUUUGAAUGGCGCCGGCGUGCGCUGCGAGGGCGAUUACCGUGACAAUUACUCGCCCGGCUGGAAGUUCAAUCACUGGGAGCUCAAGGGUGUGCCCAUACGCAUCGAGCUGGGCCCCAAGGAUAUGCAGGCCAAACAGAUUGUCGCUGUGCGCCGUGACACCGGUGAAAAGCUGACCAUUGCCCUGGCCGAUGUGGAAAAGAAAAUUCCCGCUCUGCUCGAAACCAUACACGAGAGCAUGCUAGCCAAGGCGCAGCUGGAUCUGGUGUCGCACACGAAGAUUGUCAGCAACUGGACCGACUUCUGCAACCAGCUGGAAAACAAGAAUAUGCUGCUCGCCGCCUUCUGCGGCGACACGGCCUGCGAGGACAAAAUCAAAGCGGACAGUGCACGCGGCGAGGAGGCCGAACCCGGCGCACCGGCCAUGGGCGCCAAGACGCUGUGCAUACCCUUCGACCAGCCCGCGAAGAUUGUCGACAGCGACAAGUGCAUCAAUCCCGCCUGCACAAACAAGCCCAAGUUCUACACGCUGUUCGGACGCAGCUACUAAACGAUUGAAUAUAUCCAUUUGUCAUUGUUCUCCAUAUUUUCAAGUCAGGACUCUAAUUUUCAAAAAUAGUUUUAGCUGUUAAAACUUUAAUCUAAUUGCAUGAAUUUUGUUUCGAUAAAAAUGCUCUAAUUUAAUUCGUUGCGAAUUUCUGUUUUGUUUUUAAAAUAUACAUACCAUAUAUCAAUCAUAUAUAUAUAGUAGAGUCUAUCUAUAUACACAUAUUACUAAAUGGAAUUUCAAGAACGGGUUAUAUGCUUUGUAAUCAUAAGGAAAUAUACAAAUCGAAAGUGGUUCCCAGUCGUAGUUAAGCUUUCAGCCGGAUAUUCGGUUCAAAAAAAAGCACUCAAUAAAUUUAUCGAUUUCUGCAUAGAGUAGGCGGUUAUCGAUAAUUUAUGUUAAAAUGAUUUCCGCGUGCCGUUGGGGGAACUCACAUUUGUGACUCACGCGUUCGAUCGAAUCGACUUAAUGGAUUCGGAAAUGCGACUUUGUAUCUAUUACAACGAGUCGAGUACUCAUUUAAAUUUUUUACAUAGAUGAGUGAUUCGAAUGUAAUUGAGUACAUAUUGAGAUUUCUACUUAGAUCCU